GAGCAUGCAAAUCAACAAUACAAACGUUCGCCAAAAUCGUGAACUUGGCAAAUCUUCCCCGCCUUCAUGAAAAAAAAUCCAUCCUUUGACAACCUGGUUCUAUUUCUUUUGGUCAUAUACUUGAGUAGCUUUUCAUGCAAACUUCAGUUGGCGAAGUUGGGCUCUACAUGAAUAGACUGCAAUUCGUUCUAGGGUUCCGUCGACCUUUCGUCUUUCUGCAAUGGGAGCGUUGACAGUUAAUCGGAAGCGCGGCGAGGAUUAUUUCAAGGUGUGUUGCCGAAACGAGGCGCCCAAUCUCAAUCAGGUUUCGAAAAGGCCGAGGCUUUCUCUAACCAGUCCUGAUUUACGCGGACGCCUCACUGCCAAUUCCGUAGUUUCCAGGUUUUAUCGUUACCCUGAAGUCGUCGCCCCUAUAAAAAGAGAAAUCCACGCUCCUUGCAGACGGACCAGGUUCGGGGUUUCUGCGAAUUCGAGGUAUUCUUCGACCAGCUGUGAUUUUAGAGAGAAUUCGUGUAGUGAAAUGGGGAAUAUCUUUACUGGACUGUUUAAGAAGGGGAAACCAACUGCACCGGAUGGCUUAAGGCAUAGACCGCAACCUUAUGAGGUCAUUGAUAUUGAUGAUGAUACUGGGAAGGGAAAUGUUUCUAAGGUUUCGUUUAUGGAGGAGGCUGAAUCUUGGGAGAAGGCAAGAAUAGCUUCUCCUCCAAAGGGUGGCCAUGGGGAUGUUGACAUGUUAGACAAUUUUGAAAAGCAUGAAAUGGAGAGAACAACGCACCCACCAAGUUAUCCAGGGGCAACAGUAGUGAACAAUGCAAAUGUGGAUAUGGACUUUUCAGUAAAGGCACCUAACCUGAUGACAUUAUCCAAUCAUGAAUUUGAUAACAUGGACCUUCCUGUGUACAAGAGGUUGCUUAAUGAUCUCAAUAAGAAAUAUAAAGAUAUUACUUUCAGCACCCGAAAUUUUCAGAUUGAAUUACAUGAGAAACGCCUUCAAACGUGUCAAUUGUUGAGGAAGACAAAGAAACCAGAAGAGUUGAUCGAGGAUGUGAUUACUGAACCCUUUGCUCCACUCACUGAUGAGGAAAAUGCUGAGGUUGCUCAUGCCUUUUCAGGUUCGAAUAGGAGAAAAGUCUUGGUAACUCAUCGUAACUCCAAUAUUGAUAUUACUGGAACAUUAUUGCAGUGUUUAGAACCAGGGAAAUGGCUGAAUGAUGAGGUUAUUAAUGUAUAUCUUGAGUUGCUAAAAGAGAGAGAGACAAGAGAGCCCCAUAAAUUCCUGAAAUGCCAUUUCUUUAACACCUUCUUCUACAAGAAGUUAAUAAAUGGGAAGGCUGGCUACAAUUAUCAAUCUGUGCGAAGAUGGACUUCAAAGAGGAAAUUGGGAUACUGCACAUUUGAAUGUGACAAAAUUUUUGUCCCCAUUCACAAAGAAAUACAUUGGUGUUUAGCUGUCAUCAACAGGAAGGAUAAAAAAUUCCAGUAUCUUGAUUCGCUAAGAGGAAGCGAUAAUAAUGUUCUGAAAGCGUUGGCUAGAUACUAUGUAGAUGAAGUGAAGGAUAAAAGUGGUGAGGAUAUUGAUGUUCAUUCAUGGGAUAGAGAAAUAGUUGAAGACCUUCCUGAGCAACAAAAUGGGUUUGACUGUGGCAUGUUCAUGAUUAAGUAUGCAGAUUUCUAUAGCAGAAAUAUAGGAUUGUGUUUUAAUCAGGAGCACAUGCCGUAUUUUCGUGUGAGAACUGCAAAAGAAAUUCUAAGGCUAAAAGCGGAUUGAUCAAACCCCAAAUAUGCUCCUGUGUGUUUAUUUCCAGGGAACAGAUAACAGAAUGCCAGUUUUGAUUGAAUGAGAUGUGUUGUUUGUCUGUAGGGGAAAAAUCAGUAGCUUUUCCAUUGUUCAUGGCUUCUAGAAUUUCUAGGGUUGGCUUGUUGACACUUGAGUAACGUACCUAGAUAUGAGUCAUGUAAUUCAAUUAUUCAAAUAAUGUGUUUCUAUAAAUAUGACCACUCAUAUGAUCUUUCUAUAUUUAUGAACUUAACUACUUAAGUGACCACUGCUGGACCACUGGUGGGUGGUUUGCUUAUUGCUGCGUUAUAUCUUGGUGAGGGUUUGUGAUUUCUUGUAAAACUCACUGCUUCGUGAAUAGAUAUUAAUAUAGAAAAGGACUAUUUGCCAG
Molecule: messenger RNA, 2168 nt
Organism: Cuscuta europaea
Lineage: Eukaryota; Viridiplantae; Streptophyta; Magnoliopsida; Solanales; Convolvulaceae
Source: the annotation of a GenBank genome assembly